Molecule: messenger RNA, 1245 nt
Organism: Dioszegia hungarica
Lineage: Eukaryota; Fungi; Basidiomycota; Tremellomycetes; Tremellales; Bulleribasidiaceae
Exons: 2
Coding region: 1-1245 (414 amino acids)
Molecular function (GO): monooxygenase activity; FAD binding
Source: RefSeq, a predicted model, not a curated record
AUGCCCCUUCACAUAGCCGUCGUCGGUGCUGGGCUUGUCGGUUUAGGCGCCGCCAUCUCGCUAGGCCGGCAGGGGCACCAGGUCGACAUCUACGAGAAGUCACGGUUUGCGCAUGAGGUCGGCGCAGCAAUCCAUGUUGGACCGAUGGCGCAGAGAUGUCUGGCUUCCUGGGGACUAGAUUUGGAGGAGAUGAAGCCGGUCGAGUCUGUGACGCUGAGUCGGAUCUCGGUGACCGAUGAUCACUCAGAAGAUAUGCAUCUUGUGAGUCCAGCAAAGCUCGGUCUGCCCGAGCGCCAGCUCAUGGUACAUCGCGUAGACUUGCACCAGCUGCUACUCAAGUCCGCGCAGGAACAGCCUACCGUCGCCAUUCAUCUCGGCUGCGCGGUCAAAUCGGUCGAUCCCGCCGGUCGGAUCACGCUCGCGGACGAGACGGUCAUCUCGGCAGACAUCGUUGUCGGCGCGGACGGCGUGCAUGCCAUCUCGGUCGGGGCAGUGGACGAGGUGGACGGCCCUGCUCCCGCCCAGCAAACCAUGUACCGGUUCCUUCUGCCCGCCGAGACCGCUCGGGGGCACCCGGUUGCUCGCCGGGCCCUAGACAAGUGGGUCUACUCGGAUCGGCUCAUCGACCACGCCGACUUUGAAGGCGCCCGUCACGUCGUCAUCUAUCCCUGCCGCAACAAUACUUUGCUCAACGGAGCCGUAAUGCUCCCCAUCGCGCUCGAUCCGCGGGCAGAUGAGCUAGAGGACGCGUGGAACAAUCCCGGAACGCCCUCGGACAUACUCGAAGUCAUCCAUGACUUUCCGGAAGAGAUCAAGGCGCUGGUCUCGCUCGCAGAGGACGUCAAACACUGGCGCUCGGUCAAUCGGGAAUGUCCCAAGACAUUCAUCAGGGGGAAGCUGGUGCUGGUUGGGGACUCGGCGCACCCUAUGAAGCCAACGUUUGGCGCUGGCGCUGGGAUCGGAAUUGAGGAUGCGGCGGUCCUAGGGCUCUUGCUGGGGAGGGAUACGGGACCAGAGGACGUGCCUCGAGCGCUGGAGGAUUACAACCGGCUGCGAUACGAGCGGGGCGUCACGGUCAAGUACGCAUCAGAGCCACCGGAGGCGGCCGAGGCGUCGAGCGCACCGCCCGCGGACACACUUCGCAAGUUGGCGGAUGCCGGGGUGCCGAAGGAUAUGAUAGGGUACCUGCUGGGAGAGGAUGCGCUCGAGCAGGCACGCAGGGUUGUUGAUGGGUCUGGGGGCUGA